UGAAGAACUCAGACGGAGUCCAAAAGUCUCCGGGAAUCAGUCAGAGUGAGGGAGAGAAAGUUGUUCCCCGGACUUGCGGUUCACGGAGGAUACCUGCGUUUUCUGGAGAGGUUGGAAGUCUGUUUUCACUGUGUGAGAAGUUACCGUGGGAAGUAACGUUAGGUCUACUUUAUUCCUGAAGGAGGGAUGGCAGUGCCUCACAGGAGCGAAGCGCGUUCACGCCUGGAGAAGCCGUGGGGUUCUGGAUUUUGACUGGUACCAAAUCAACUGCACGAGUUAUCAGUGUCGUUUUGGUGGACAAGCUUUCCCUCUUGCCAUGGUUUCCCGGGAAUGAGUGGAUUUGUGUGUUUUAAUCCCGAAGAUGCUCUGACAUUUCCUCCAAGGACUAACUUAACUUCUUCCUCAACUCGAGGAAUUCCUAUUCCUGCAGAUGACUGCGAGUGAGGUGACUUGUUUUCAGCCUGUGAGUAAAACUGGCACUUCAGCAGACUUAACGAACCUGUCGUACUGAGCCGAACAGCUGAAACAAACAUGCUCUAUUCAAAUAUCUGCAUUUGAAAGUCAAAGACACUUGCCUUGUUUAUCCCACCAUUGCUGUGCUACAUGAGUUAACCCGGAGGGGCAGAAAUGAUGAUCGCCUCCGGCUUCCUGCUGCUGUGUGUGGCCGGGUUAAGUUCUGCCAUCAGCUCCAUCGACCCGGACCGGCCGGGAGAAGGCAGGUGCCAAGAAAUCGCCAUCCCUCUUUGCAAAGACAUUGGCUACAACCUGACAGUUAUGCCCAACCUGAUGGGGCACGAGGAUCAGGGAGAGGCUGCCAUUAAGCUUCAUGAGUUUGCCCCACUCAUCGAGUUUGGCUGCCACAGCCACCUCAGGUUUUUCCUGUGCUCGCUCUACGCCCCCAUGUGCACGGAGCAGGUGUCCACACCCAUCCCAGCCUGCCGGGUGAUGUGCGAGCAGGCCAGACAGAAGUGCUCCCCCAUCAUGGAGCAGUUUAACUUCCACUGGCCCGACUCACUGGACUGCUCCAGGCUGCCCAAUAAGAACGACCCCAACUUCCUCUGCAUGGAGGCGCCCAACAACGGCAGCGACGACCCGUCUAAAGGGUCUCACACCCAGCCUCCGGACUCUCGCCCCCCUCGCCCUGGGAACAACCAGGAACUCCCUGUUAAGGAGAGGAUGGGUAAAGAGACUUGCGGAAACCCUGGGAAGUUCCACUACGUGCAGAAGAGCGAGUCUUGCGCCCCAAAGUGUUACCCCAAAGUGGACGUGUACUGGAGCCAGGCGGACAAGCGAUUCUCCCUGGUCUGGAUGGCUGUCUGGUCCAUCCUUUGCUUCGUCUCCAGUGCCUUCACCGUCUUGACCUUCCUCAUCGACCCACAGCGCUUCAAGUACCCCGAACGGCCCAUCAUCUUCCUCUCCAUGUCCUACUGCGUCUACUCCGUGGGCUACCUCAUCCGGCUCUUCGUCGGCGCCGAGAACGUGGCCUGCGACCGUGACAGCGGCGUCCAGUAUAUCAUCCAGGAGGGCCUGGAGAGCACGGGGUGCACCAUAGUCUUCCUCAUCCUCUACUACUUCGGCAUGGCCAGCUCCCUCUGGUGGGUGAUCCUGACUCUCACCUGGUUCCUGGCUGCCGGGAAGAAGUGGGGCCACGAGGCCAUCGAAGCCAACAGCAGCUAUUUCCAUCUGGCAGCUUGGGCCCUCCCAGCCAUCAAGACCAUCCUUAUCCUGGUCAUGAGGAAGGUGGCGGGGGAUGAGCUAACGGGCAUCUGCUACGUCGGAAGCAUGGACGUCAAGGCCUUGACCGGUUUCGUCCUGAUCCCGCUGUCCUGCUACCUCAUCAUCGGCACGUCCUUCCUGCUCUCCGGCUUCGUGGCUCUCUUCCACAUCCGCAAGGUCAUGAAGACCGAGGGCGAGAACACGGACAAGCUGGAGAAGCUGAUGGUGCGUAUCGGGGUGUUCUCCGUCCUCUACACUGUGCCCGCAACUUGCGUCAUUGCGUGCUACUUUUAUGAGCGCCUCAACAUGGACUAUUGGAAGGUUCUGGCCGGAGAGCUGCGUUGCUUGGAAGGAGGCGGUGGAGAAGAAUGCAUCAUGAAGAACUCCAUCCCUGCCGUGGAGAUCUUCAUGGUUAAGAUCUUCAUGCUGCUGGUGGUGGGAAUUACCAGCGGCAUGUGGAUCUGGACCUCAAAGACCCUGCAGUCCUGGCAGAACGUCUUCAGCCGCAAGCUAAGGAAGAGGACGAGGAGGAAGGCCGCGUGCGUGUUCACGGGCAGCGGGCCCUACUUGAAGCCGCAUCCCGCACUAAAAGGACACAAAACUAAGUACGAGCCCGCUGGGGCUCCUGCUACAUGCGUAUAAGGAUGCUAUGCGGAGCGCCGUUGAACUCCAACGUGUUCUGUUUACUUUGAAAACCGGUUCUUGUGGAGUUUGCAAGAGAAAGAGGGAAAGUGCCAGCGCAAGACAAUGGGCACCGAGUUUGCGUUUAUUUUGUGCAAACCCCAGUCGUACCAAAAAAACAGCAACAACAACAACCGAAAAGCUGCAGUGUCCUGAGUUGUGAGAUUUCUGGUUCGAGUUUCUCAUAAUGAUGUGUGCAAGUACCACAGCUCAGCCACUGUUUAGUCUGUUGCGCCUUCUGGUACUACUUAUCCACUUACGGAACUUUGUGGAGUUUGUAAAGGUUUUUUUUUUUUUUUACAAAAACAAAGAAAAACGGGAGCAAGUCCCUCUUUGCGUCACUGGGAAUGCCUGUAUCGUGUGCAAUAGAUGUUUCCCUCAGUGACGGAGAGAGAAAGACUCUUAGUACUGUAGGGGCUGAUUAAAGACACUAAAAGGACUCCGCAGACAAUGGGUGUGAAUGAGCCGGAGGGGGGGUGCCACUCCUCGGCUGCAUGUCACUGUGGCUUUUCUAUGGAAAUGAAGGCCGUGUCAUACACUGCUGCAUUGACAUUGGAGAGCAGCUGUUGGCUGAGGCUUCAGCCAGAGAAUGAACUGGCCAUUGUGAAGGCCCUCCAUGGCGUAAAAGCAAAUCUACAAGCACUAAAUAUUGCCGCAGAAGACAGAGGCCUUUUGAUGGGGCGUUUUGUACAGCGGCUUCUUAGCCCCCCCACCCCCCCCCCACCCCUCGCUCUGUUUUGUUAUGCUGAGCUCUUUUUUUCUUUUGUAGCACAAAGAUACCUUUGUGUAUAUUUCUAAAAAAAGUUCAUAUUUUGUAAGAGUUAAUAAAAACUUAGUUUAAAAUGUUUGGAAAUACAGCUGCACACCACCGUGGCGUUUUAUUCUCUGCGUUCAGCGCGCAUCAGCGCUCCUUUCAGACAUGCAGUUGAAAUUUGGGGAAUACUUUAUGUCGACGAUCUCCUGGAGAAGCUUUGCAGUGUCUUGGAGUUACACACAACUAUAUAUAUAUAUUUAAAAAAAAAGUUAAAUUAUUAAAUUCCUAAACCUAGGAAACUAAGCCUAAACCUAACACUACUGAUAUUCAGCUGAGAGUUUGUUGACCGGUGGAGCUCUUAAAAAUAAAGAAGUGACAAUU
Molecule: messenger RNA, 3532 nt
Organism: Pygocentrus nattereri (red-bellied piranha)
Lineage: Eukaryota; Metazoa; Chordata; Actinopteri; Characiformes; Serrasalmidae
Gene: fzd10
Product: frizzled class receptor 10
Exons: 1
Coding region: 628-2358 (576 amino acids)
Biological process (GO): canonical Wnt signaling pathway; non-canonical Wnt signaling pathway
Cellular component (GO): plasma membrane
Molecular function (GO): Wnt receptor activity; Wnt-protein binding
Source: RefSeq, a predicted model, not a curated record